Messenger RNA from Sceloporus undulatus (fence lizard), 2043 nucleotides. It is a transcript of the gene ORC4, whose product is annotated as origin recognition complex subunit 4. Gene Ontology annotation, cellular component: nucleus; nuclear origin of replication recognition complex. Lineage: Eukaryota; Metazoa; Chordata; Lepidosauria; Squamata; Phrynosomatidae. The transcript is spliced from 11 exons. The record is from RefSeq and is a predicted model, not a curated record. Gene Ontology annotation, biological process: DNA replication initiation; DNA replication. Bases 738 to 1790 code for a protein of 350 amino acids. Gene Ontology annotation, molecular function: DNA replication origin binding; ATP hydrolysis activity.
GAAUAGAAAACAUUUCUGUUAAUAUUAUAUAAUGUAAUAUUAAUUUUAUUUAUUUUAAUGUUAGUUUUAUUAAUAAAACUAUUGUCUGACUAAUGUAUUUGCUUUAUUUCACUGUUUCCAUAGUUUUUAAAUCUGGUAUGGUUAGUGACUGUUCUGUUGUAGGAAAACCAGUUUUCUGAAUCAUUUGCUUUUAUGUAUUUUGGCUAAUUAAGGAUGCAUAAUAUUCAUUGUUUAAAAGUAAUAAAAAUACAGUAUAUGUACACACAAACUUUCAUCAGGAUCCUUUCCAGAGUAUUAUCAAGGCAGAUGGCCUUGUGGUGGUAUGGACAUUCUAGCUUGAACAGAAAGAAGUAUGUUGCUGAUGCUGUCUUCCCGUGCCUCUUAUACUACCUUCAGUAAAAUUGGUUUUUCUGAGUGAAAAACAAAGACUAAGGUGUUUUUUUUAAUCUGACAGAUCUAUGGAUUUUUUUUUCUUGCUACUUAUCAAUCUGGUUUUCUUGAUCUUCCUUUGUUAUGAUUCCUUAAUACCUGUAUUUUCUGUAUCGUGCCCUCAAUCUUUCACUUAUAAAAUUUAUGAAGUAAUAGCUUAUACAACAAUGAAAAAUGUUUGGCAUUCAAUUUGUGUUUAAAAUCUUCUCUUUUAAAAGUAUGUUCUUUAUCAAAAGCAAUCCAUAUGAAUUCAAAGGAGGAUUCCAUAAAUAUGUGCAGAGUUAACAUGUCAUGUCUUAAAAGAACUCAUGGAAGUACAACAAGUAAGGGACAACGUUUUGCAGGUUCAUUUAAAUGGAUUAUUACAGACCAGUGAUAAAAUUGCUCUUAAAGAGAUCACAAGACAGCUGAAUCUGGAAAAUGUAGUUGGAGAUAAAGUUUUUGGUAGUUUUGCAGAAAAUCUCACAUUUCUUUUGGAAGCAUUGAAAAGAGGUGACCGUGCCCAUAGUUGUCCCGUGCUGUUUAUAUUAGAUGAAUUUGAUCUGUUCAUUCAUCAUAGGAACCAGACUCUGCUAUAUAACCUCUUUGACAUAUCACAGUCAGCACAGACUCCUAUAGCUGUCAUUGGUCUUACUUGUAGAUUGGAUAUUCUAGAACUCAUGGAGAAGAGAGUGAAAUCAAGAUUUUCCCACAGGCAAAUAUACCUAGUGAAUCCUUUUGAUUUCACAAAAUAUCAAAAUAUUUGUAAAGAGCAGUUAUCACUUCCUCCAGAAUUCCCAGAAAAGUUAUUUAUGCAGAAAUGGAAUAAGAACAUCCAGUGCGUCUUAGAAGACCAAAGUGUGCGAGCUGUACUACAAAAUCAGUUCCAUUAUAGUAAAAAUCUGCGGUGUCUCUCCAUGAUGUUGAUGCUUACUUUACAUAAUAUAACUGUGUCUCACCCGUAUAUCACCGCAUCAGACUUUCUUGAAGCAAGCAGACUUUGUAGAAUGGACUCAAAAGCAAAUAUUGUACAUGGUCUUUCUGUGCUGGAAUUCUGUCUCAUAAUAGCUAUGAAACAUUUAAAUGACACUUAUGAUGGAGAACCUUUUAAUUUUCAGAUGGUUUAUAAUGAGUAUCAGAUGUUUGUUCAGAGGAAGGCCCAUACAGUGUACAGUUUUGAGAAGCCUGUUGUCAUGAAGGCUUUUGAACACUUGCAGCAUCUUGAAUUGAUAAAAUCUGUGGAAGGGCCGUCUAACUGUGCUCAAAGAGAAUACAUGUUAAUGAAGUUGCUUUUGGACAACAGUCAAAUUAUGGAUGCUUUGCAGUUCUACCCAAAUUGCCCAACGGAUGUCAAGCAGUGGGCUAUGUCUUCAGUAAACUGAGGUGUCUAUACACUCUGUGAAUAAUUAUCCUUGACUGUGUAGAGCAAGUCAAAGAGUGAACUAUGUCUUCAGUAAAUACCAGAAAUUUGGAUCUCAGGAAAAUGACACUUGAAUUAUGAGUUUACCAUACCAGAAAUUGAUAUUGUUAAUGAAAAGCCACUCUUGAUAUUAUGCAUGUUUUUCUUUGGUAUCAUCUUGUAUAUAGUCAAAUAAUGAUUGGACCUUUUUACUUUAUUAAAUAAUUUUCACCUGA